UGGGCGUCCAGGCAGCCGCUUGGGCGAUGGGGCGGGGUCGGCCUGGGCCACCUCCCUCAUUCUCCCUGCGGGCCAAGCCGCCCCUCUCUCCCGCCCCUCCUCCUCCCUUUCCCACCCCUCGGAGUGGAGCUGCACAUGCGGCAGCUCCCUGCUCCGUUCCGCCCAGCCUCCGUUGCUCUGGAACGGGUCCCUGCAGCCCCCAGCCGAUGGCAGGGCAGUAGCCGCCUGUCAGGGGUCCUGAACGGCUGAGGCAGACGCGGCGGCUCCAGGGCCUCAGAGAGUGGGUGUCUCCGGAGGCCAUGGGCUACCCCGAGGUAGAGCGCAGGGAACCUCUGCCCACGGCAGCGCCGCGGGAGCGGGGGAGUCAGGGCUGCGGCUGUCGCGGGGCCCCUGCCCGGGCGGCCGAAGGGAACAGCUGCCGGCUCUUCCUGGGUUUCUUUGGCCUCUCUCUGGCCCUCCACCUGCUGACGUUGUGCUGCUACCUAGAGUUGCGCUCCGAGUUGCGGCGGGAACGGGGAGCCGAGUCCCGCCUUGGCCCCAGCACCCCUGGCACCUCUGGCACCCUGAGCAGCCCCGGUGGCCUCGACCCUGACGGUCCCAUCACCCGCCACAUCAGGCAGCCAUCACCUCAGCAGCAGCCGCUGGAACCAGGAGAAACCACACUCCCCCCACUCUCCCAGGACGCGCACCAGAUGGCCCUUCUGAAUUUCUUCUUCCCUGAAGAAAAAUCAUACUCUGAAGAGGAAAGUAAGCAUGUUCGCCGCAAUAAAAGAAGCAAAAGCAAUGAAGGUGCGGAUGGUCCAGUUAAAAACAAGAAAAAGGGAAAAAAGGCAGGACCUCCUGGGCCCAACGGCCCUCCCGGACCUCCAGGACCUCCAGGACCCCAGGGACCCCCAGGGAUUCCAGGAAUUCCUGGAAUCCCAGGAACAACUGUGAUGGGACCACCUGGCCCUCCAGGUCCCCCUGGUCCUCAGGGACCCCCUGGCCUACAGGGACCUUCUGGUGCUGCUGAUAAAGCUGGACCUCGAGAAAACCAGCCGGCUGUGGUGCAUCUACAGGGCCAAGGGUCAGCAAUUCAAGUCAAGAAUGAUCUUUCAGGUGGAGUGCUCAAUGACUGGUCUCGCAUCACCAUGAACCCCAAGGUGUUUAAGCUACAUCCCCGCAGCGGGGAGCUGGAGGUACUGGUGGACGGCACCUACUUCAUCUAUAGUCAGGUAGAAGUCUAUUACAUCAACUUCACCGACUUUGCCAGCUAUGAGGUGGUGGUUGACGAGAAGCCCUUCCUGCAGUGUACCCGCAGCAUCGAGACGGGCAAGACCAACUACAACACCUGUUACACCGCGGGGGUCUGCCUCCUCAAAGCCCGGCAGAAGAUUGCCGUGAAGAUGGUGCAUGCCGACAUCUCUAUCAAUAUGAGCAAGCACACCACCUUCUUUGGGGCCAUCAGGCUGGGCGAAGCCCCUGCAUCCUAGAUCCCCCCACCCCACCCAUUUCUGCCCCUGCCGGUGCCCCUGCCCCAGGGUUGGGAGCCAGGACUCCCAGAGCCUCUCAGUGCUGCUGUGGAGUGAGGUGUUAUGGGUGUCACAGCCACAGAGAUCAAUACCCCAGGGCUAUUUAUUCCCGGGUGACUCCAGGAUGAUGAGGCCCGCUUGACUUUCCAGAAUGAACUUGAGUUCACAGGAUGGUUGAUGGAGCGCCAGGGUUUGCAGGAAGCAGGACCUUCUUCCUUGGCUCCGUCGACCGGCUUACGGCUCAACUCUUCAACUUCAACUUCAAGGUCCCUGUUUCUUGCACUAAAGUGGGGUUCCGGGGCAGCAGGCAAGAGAAAGCAAAGGUGGACUCCAGACCAUGGGGUCAAGCCUCUGACCCUAAGGGGCUGCCCGUUCCUCUCUUGGGUAGGGCUGGGGGCAAGGGUGGGGCAGGAGGGGAGUGGUGAAGCCUAAGCCAAGGGGCGGGGAGGGGAAAGGCGAGCGCUGGUGGCAUCCUCGGCAGUGGAAGGCUUCUUGGCGCUCUAUGCUGCAGCCUGCCAGAGGGCCUGGGGGGCUCUUCCCACUCAAGCUGAGAGCCACCUCAUGGCAGCUUGCUGGGCUUUGGGGGACAGGAGGUUUGCUCUUCUCGGAGCAGUGGCAGGGAAUGGCCACCACCCUGCCUGCACAAGAAGCUGAAGGCACGCUUGGGGCCACGUGUCUCUCACUUUGUUUACAGCCGUGUUCUACGCUCAGAAAAAUCUCUGGGUCCCCUUCCAGUUGCCCCCUUUCCCAGCCUGACCAGAACUCUUGUCUUCUUUCUCCACAGAGCCUACCUCUGUCUAAGACAGGUGCCUACCCUGGGACCUGUGCUUAUGUGAGUCUGGGAUACUCUUUCGAUGACCUGGGCACAAAGAGACUUUUCUGUUUAUUAAGCAACACAAAUAUUCAUCUAGUCUAGUUGUGUCUGAGGGCAAAGGGUUGGACUGGAUGACCUCCAGGAGUCCCUUCAAAUUCGAAUCUUUAGACAGCUUCCACGAGAGCCUACGAAAAUUCCCAAACCCUAGCCUGCCCCCUGGGCAUCAGCAAGGCAGAACUUUCCUGCCUGACCCCAAAAGGGCAAGAAGUGGGAUAGGACGAUGGGGGUUUCUUCCUCAAGUUUGCUGUGACCCAAGAGGUCAUGAGCCUAGGCCCUACCCAAAAGGACAGCAGCUGAUGCCCUGUGACCCACCUUUCUUCACUCUGGCUUCAGAAAGCCACAGCAGAAUCACCAGAGAUUCCAGUGCUGAUCGCCUGAAUCCAGGCUCCAGAGAAGCCGGCAUCGGGGAAGGCUCUGCCCUAUAGCCAGGUCCAAACACACCUUACCCACCCACCCCCUACCCCAAGUUACCCACUGGAUCAUACAGUGGGACCAUUCAAGGGCCUUAUCUCUCACUACCGGGGGCCAGCCUGGUUUCUGGAUGCGAGGUCUAGCCCAAAGCUGGGGAGGGCCACUGUUGUACAGUCUGUUACUUUCGCUCCGAAACAAGUUUCAUUUGUAGGAAAUGGGAUAAGUCCCUUCGGGCAGCUGAAAUCUACCAAGAGCAGGUACUCAUUUCUCCACUGUACCUCCCCUUUCCAAACAACGGUAAUGCUCAGCCUUCGGCAGGUCCGGGCCAGAGGUGGUAGGUUAUCCUGCCAUUGUCUGGUUACUAAUGACAGCCUUGCCACCCCAGGUGGGGUGAACUUGAGGCAUGCAUCUGGCCCAGGCUCCUGAAAAGUGCCUUAGACAGUCCUCAGUUGUAGCAGGAACUGAAGGGAACCUCUCCUUAAAGUGUGGAAAGUACUUUCUCUCUCAUUAUCUCCUUUGAGGAUACUAUGAAUCCCAUUGUGUAUAAAAGGCUCCGAGAGGUGAAGUGCUUUGACCAGGAUCCCAACAGGUUUAAGCCACAGACCUGGGGCUUCAGCCAGGUCUGCCUCCAAAGCUAUUUCAUUAUGCUGCAGCAUUGUGUUGAAUGUGUGGUCUAGAGAGAACCAAUAAAAAUGGGAAUAAGGACCCCAAAUCCUUCAACGUCACAGAGAGGAACCCAGACACGCUCAAUUUCAUUCCUUGAUGGUAAUUCCCUGAUGUUCUUUUGGCUGCCGGGGGCUUUGUGGCAAAAAGAGUAGGACAUUUCUUUGGGAAACAGCCAUCAGCCUUAGGGCUCUUGUGGUCAGAAUCGUCUUGGCACCAUGUCUGAGCAGAAGGCCUCCAGGACCCACAGAACUGCACCCCUUAUGCUCCUCCACCCACCCAUUAUGUACAGAGCCCCUGCCGUGGCCAAUGGCCUCCACUGGUUACCCUCCAGAUGGGUCACAGGAGCUGGUCCACCUCCCACAACUACUAAGUGACUCCUUGGCUCUUUCUACCAUCUCACAGAGAGCUUUGUUCUACCAGGAUGUCUCCUGAUGGAGGAAAAGCCCGAGAGAGGCCUGGCUCUCAAGCCAGAUGUGUGUAAGGAGAGGGGAGGAGGUUUCCUAAUUGUACCCCUAAAGGACAUUCGGACACCCAUCCUGAGGUCCAGAUAUGGAGGGGAUUGUAGGGGGGAUGGGCUUCGCACAGAACCCUGCACUCAAUGUGAACCCUCCAAAGGAAUAGAGGAAGGAGGCGAGGAACGAAACAAUAGACGGCUGGGGAGCCCUGCUGCACUGGAGUCAUUGACAAUGUGGUGAAGCAAUUUACUAGUGAGAGGAUGUGGGAAUAGAUUUACAGUCUGGAAGGGCGCUGACGUGAGUUCACCAGAGGGCUGGGGCUAGCAUGGAGAAGGGAUGAGGAUAUUUGUGAGCAAGCAGAUGGCAGAGGUUUGAAGAAUUGCAUGACAGGGGCCUUUGCUAGCUGCUUGAGUUUCAACAGCCAAGGCCAGCACCAAAGGCAGCUCAGCUCCUGGUUCCUUGGGAAAUGUCGUCUUUGCCUUCUGUCCCCCCUCAUCCAUCCUGAGCCAAAUUCCUUUUGCUGAAGCAGGAAAGGGCUAGGAACCCUGGAGGCAAGCAGAGACUUGGAUCCCCGUGCAAGUACGUGUGUUUUAUGUAACUUCCGGUGGGUGCAACUAGAUUCAGAGACAUUUAAAGCGAGACCCGGAGGCCCAGAGAUGGAAGGUGACCUGGCCAAGGUGAAUGAGCCCUGACCUGCAGACUCAAAGGAGUGACGGGGUGGAGCAGUCUCUAUCCCACUCGGACCCCUCCUUUCUUCUACCCCCAGACUCAAGGCCGAAAGUGCUUGGCCCCCUUCAGGAGCCUGGCCAGGCAGGAGAAAGAGUAGCCGCAGCCACCAUCAGAACACCCCUCAACCCCACUAGGGUCUCUGCCCUGGAAGGCUCUGGGCUGGCCCAAUACCUGGAAGUCCUGAGCCCCCCCCCCGCACUCCCUCAGCUUCCCUCCCUGCCCAGAGGCUCCCCUGGGCCACAGUGAGCACAAAGAAGGAAGCAGAUUGUUUCUUUUAACUCCUGUCAGGGCUCUCUCCAAGGGGACUCGGGAUAUGUCAUUUCUUGAUUCAAAACACUUCCAUCUGGGGUGGGGGGGUGGGCUUCGU
Messenger RNA from Ailuropoda melanoleuca (giant panda), 5013 nucleotides. It is a transcript of the gene EDA, whose product is annotated as ectodysplasin A. The record is from RefSeq and is a predicted model, not a curated record. Gene Ontology annotation, biological process: animal organ development; immune response. Gene Ontology annotation, molecular function: death receptor agonist activity; tumor necrosis factor receptor binding; death receptor binding. Gene Ontology annotation, cellular component: membrane. The transcript is spliced from 8 exons. NCBI's taxonomy places the organism in Eukaryota, Metazoa, Chordata, Mammalia, Carnivora, Ursidae. Bases 300 to 1472 code for a protein of 390 amino acids.